This is a messenger RNA of Serendipita indica DSM 11827, 1401 nucleotides long. NCBI's taxonomy places the organism in Eukaryota, Fungi, Basidiomycota, Agaricomycetes, Sebacinales, Serendipitaceae. The record is from the annotation of a GenBank genome assembly.
AUGGCCGCAAACACCAUCCAGGACGACCCGCUCGCCGUCGCCGCCAAUCUCUCUCGCAACAAAUUACGCCUCGCCCGUCUCGGUGCCGCUCUCCAGGUGUUGCAAGCAGCACCAACGUCUGCAGGCAUUCAGCAGAAUCAGAAGCACCUCGUCAAUCUCCAACAUGCCCAGCAGCUUGCACUCGACGAUGCUCGUCGACAAAUUAUUGCCCUCAGCCGGACACAGGCCACUCUACCCGGCGGUAUCCCCAACUGGCACGAGUACAUGAACAUCCUGCUCAGAUAUCGGCAUCAUGGCCAUGCUGUUGCACAUGCUCAGCCAGACUCGUGGAACGACCAGGUGCUCGAAAGCAUAGAAUCUACCUACAAACCACAUCCCGACAUGCUCUCGUCGCAUCGACGCGCCAUUGAAACAGACGACUCGUCUGUCGGGUGUCUCUCACCGGCGAGUGCAGAACACCUCCUCCUAUUCGAGGAAAGCCAAGUGCCUAUUACUAGUGUCGACUUUGCCGAGUCGCCUAGCUCGACCGGCUAUGAUACUGAUCCUGGAACGCCGUACGUCAGCGAGCCGGGGACGGAGACCGACAGCGUCUCGAGCGGGCCCAUGUCUCCGACGGAUGACUUUGUAUUCCACGAACUCCCGUCGGGACUCAAGUCACCCUCGCCCUUUGUUUCCCAUCCCCCAGUUCACAUCCUCCACCGGCAUUUUCUUGCGCCCGCGGAGGCGCCCAAGAGUAAGCCGUUUUCGUACGAGGACAUCCUCGCCCUUUACGACAUUUUCGACAAGACCGGCAUCGAGUAUUACAUAUUCGAACGCAAGCGAGACCCACUUCAUCAUGGGCAUCUCGAGAUCAAGAGCUGUCAAAAAGUGGACCUAUUGACGCCAUUUGUGCAAAUCAGCCGCCGUUUUGUCCGCCCUAAUACGCAUACUCAAAUUCCACUCGAAAUUCUUCUUAGAAUGUCGCGUGUCAUUGUCAACUCGUUUGCCUGGCCUCAACCUGGCGAGACCUGGCGCGAGUUUCUAGGUGCUAGGACGGAGCGCUACCGUCGUGAAAAGGAGGAACUCGACGCACGUGUGCCACCCGAGCUCCGACGCGCCGAACACGCAGACUUUUGCUACUCGUUCAUGAUGACCGUGAACGAGUACAUUGGAUCCAAUCCAGCACUCCUGGACUCUGUCAUCGAUGCUACCCGUCUCAGGGAAAAUGAAAAGUGGGACUAUGUCCUGGCUUAUCGAUGCAUCUGGGAGAACCUUGGUCUCCUGCGCUAUGCUCCCCCACACAAGGCGGGCACACCACCUAGUUCGCUCUCUAGAGCCCGCGGUCGGUCUCAUAAUCAACAUGGCUUCGUUAGACUCGCUUCCCCGCACGCAGCAUGGCCUGCGCACCCAAUCUUCGUUUGA